UGGAUUUCUGUAAUACAACGAUACUCACCAAUUUUUAAAUUGCCACCAACUAUACCAUACAGUUUCAAGGACAGCUUCACCAUCAUGCUGUGAAACGCCAGAUCAUUGGAGAAUUUUCAAGAACUUCUUCACGAACAUACACUUUCGUUAGAUUGUUACCCAACAAACAUUUAGACUUUUUGACAAACGAACACGUAAAGUAUAACAAUGUCGGACUUUAUGCCUCGAGAUAUGCUUCCCGACCUGUGGGAGGAGAUCCUUAAACGUCACUGGACAUAUUUGGAAACAGACGGAAGCAUUCAAAAGAUUGAGGAAGGAAAAAAAUUAGAGAAUUGCCUUAAGGAGUUUCUUUGCAUUGUGCCUCAUGAUCGUAAAUUUUUUCUUCCCGAGACUGCUCACGUUCUCAGGAAAUCGAUACGGGAAAUGGAAGAGUUUAAUGCGUAUAAAGCAAUCAUUGGCUUUCGUUCCAUCAGUCACUAUGCAAAUAACUUGUUUACAAAACCUUGGCGAAAAGAGUUUAGAGUGUUAAAGAUGUAUUCCGGUUUCUAUCAGCAUGAAAUUAAAUCAAAUUUGUUUGAUGCUGAAAAACUUUUCGAGGCUAUGGGCUACAGACAGGUUUCUGAUGAAAUUCUUCUACUAGAUGGUCCUAUCUGCCCCGAUCAAGUAACAAACGUAUCGCGCGAUGCAAUGGCGGCUUAUGUUGAGUGCCAAAUAAUGGAACAUAUUUACGCAGGAUUGAUUGCACUAGGGCUGACAUGUUCUUGGCAAGAUGUUUUUAGUUUUCGAGAGAAAUUUGUUGGCGGAUCCACACAAGCAAUCAAAGGUUUGGCUUAUGCUAUUCAAGAAAAGCGGCUGCGAAAGGAAAAACUUAUAAAUGUUGAUAAUUGUUACGCUAGCUUGCAACAUUCAUCACAAACUUUAAAUAUCACUCCGACAACUUCUGAGUGUCCGAAUUGUGCUCUUUAUAAUCGUAUGCCAUCGCAUCCGCAAUACCCUAGGCAUACGGACAACUAUGGCACAUGUGCUCUUCAUGCACCAGCAUCGACAACAGUGCCAAAUCAUUUAUACAAUGGGAAUAGCAAAAUGCCUUCUUACCCAAUAUCAGGAUACCAACACUCGCAGCCCGCUGCGUAUGGAGUAUCCCCUGCAGGCAUGCAACACUCACGAAGCUUGGAGCAUUAUAGUGAAGCUGUGCCGCAAUUGCCACAUAGACAUUCAUUUGAUCAUCAGCAGAAAGGUUGCACCGCACAUCAUUACAAACUCCCACACCAGUUGCCAUCGCAGCACGUCUACGAAUUACCUUAUGAUUGCCUGGAUGGCGCAAGUAUGGGCGGUAGUAGCAUUUCCUAUGCAGCUGUGGUUGCGUCCGGUGGCGGUUCCAAUAAUGGUAUUAAUAACUGUGGAAUAAAUGCCGCUUACUGUCAUCCCUACAACGUUUCAGGCAAUCGUUAUCCACUCCCUUACAACAUUUCAAAUCAACUAAAUUCGCAUUACGCGACUCCUAAUGCCACGUGCAAUGGCGUUAAAGGAGAUCCCUACAAUAAUACAGACAACAGCGUUUAUGCUUCCGUGUCGAAAUCACACAAUUGCAAUUACCAUCAACCGCCAUUGCAGCCAAUGCGUCAAUCGUCUGUAGUAGCUGGCGGUAAAGAUUUUCAAACAUACCGACAACGAUCCUUUCCACCAGAUCAGCAGUUAAUUGAAUUUGAUGAUCGUGCUCCGCUAACCUCGCAUGACUUCCACGCGCAACUACAUGGUCUACCGCACUGCAAUUCAUUUGAUUAUGACCGAGAGCGGGAACGCGAUAGAAUGCUAGAACAGCAGCGACGAUUGAAUCGUGGAACAAACAUGUCCUCAGCGUACGCCCAGCCGAAAGACAUUGUAAUGAGGCUUACUCAUGCGCCCAUUUUGGGUAUGCCAACCGCUACUCAGCAACCCUCGUCUGAUGAUAUGUAUAGCAGCUAUGUUUAUGCUCGUCCUUUACCGAAAGCUGACCGCUCAAAAUACAACUUAUCGACGGCUAAUGUGGCACCGAAGUAUGAAAGAAACUCAAAUAUUUCGGAUGUACUUGACAAUAAUGACAAGCAAUUACAUCUGCAGACCAUGGAAUUGAAAGAUAGUACCACUUCGCUCAACGGAAUAUCUGGAGCUGGUAAUCGAAGGAAAAUAUCUACUCAUACCAAUGAAGCUUCGGAAAUGAGCUUUGAUUCGAAUUUUGAUGAUUUCGUCACCGUGUGCCACAGCGAACAUCCUACGCAACGCUCGCCAACACAAGCGUCUAAAAACCAGGAUGGUGUUGGCUCCUUCGAAUCAUGGAACUAUGUUUUUAAGAACCUAGAGCGAUCUGGCUAUUCAAAAGAUUUAGGCGAACGGGGUGAUCUUCUUGUUCAGGGUUUAGAUUUGGAUUCAAUGAAUUUAUCGAAUGGUGGCGGGGGAAGCUGCAACGGCGGAAAAGCUCCCGUUGAACGGCGCCGUUUAAAUCACAUAGAAUCGGCUAAAUCCGGCCGACAAAUUACAAAUGAUCUAGGCAAAGCGCGUACGGACGGUGAAAAGCGUGAUGAGAAAAAGUUGGGCAAACAGGAAAAAUCCAUAUUAAAACAGCAACAUCAACAGCCAGGGAAAAAAACGAAGUCUGCCUUAAAGCUAACUUCGAAUUUGCUCACAACUUCAACAAUCGACAAUAAUAAUGGCAACGGCGAAGCGCAACCGGACGGAAUCGUGCGAUUGAAGAAUCGAAAGCAAGCCGCUGCGGAAGUUGGAAACCUUCAACCACAAAUAAGUGGCCCAAGCGAAUGGAGUUGCCGGUUUUGCACUUUUCUCAAUCCCGAUACGAAACGAAUAUGUGAGAUGUGUUGCCGCAGCAAGGAUUCUAAUAUAGAAGCUACCGUGUCUCACACACCAACUUGCGUUUAAACGCAUUCAUCCUACCUUGUUACGUGUACCGCUAGGCUGACAACUAAAGUUUCGUGGAUGCACAGCAGAGCGCCUUUUUCCAAAAUUUUACAGUUGAAACGUUACUCUAAGCUGAGUUUAUUCAACUUGAUUAAAUUGUUACUCUUACGAAGUAAUCGUUUUUGUUCUGAUCUAGAAAAUUAUUAGUCAAAUCUAAACAGAACUUGAAAACGUUUAACUCGAUUGUUUAUUCUUACAAUUAAACUUUUUAGGGACGUCAUCAUAUUGUUGUUUUUUGUCUCCUUUCAUAAACUUAGAUAUGGUAGUGGAUUGAUGGACUAAAAGUAUUUCUGUGUUAUUUUUAUUUUCUUGUCGAUUCUUUUUCAUUGUUAAAUUUUUCUAGACGUAUUGUAAGCCUGUUUACUUAGGAAGUAAAAUUAAUCAAAGUUAUAAUCCUUUGGUUCCCUUAUGUGCCUCCUGUUUUAUUGUUUAACAAAUAACUAACCCCAAAUUUUCAAAUACGAAUUUGAGUGUGAAAUUUAAACUUAUUGCGGACUAAAAAAUAUGUAUAUUUUUUUAACUUAACGCAAAUAUAUACAUAUACAUAUGUACAUACAUACAUAUAUACAAAAGGUAAAUAUUAAUUAAAGCAUGGAAUAUAUUUUAUAAUUAUUUAGUGAAUCUAGAAAUGUGAAUUUGAGAAUGUUAAAAAUUGUACCUACCAAGAGUUUGUUUUAAUUAAAAAUGUUGCAAAUUUUAGCAGAAUGCCAAAUUUGGAAAUUUUGCUUUCAAAAGCAAAAAAGCUGCUUACACGUGACUUAUAUCGAAUAUUACAUUGAUGUGCACAAAUCAGAUAAGAUUUUUUCUUAUUGAUUGGAUCUAAAUCGCUAGCGAAUUUGGUCGAUCUUCAAAAACACAAAUUUAAUUUUUUUCUCUUUGACGCUAGUAGGAAAUGCCAAGGGACUUUCCAAUCUAAAGGAAUCGACGAAGCCUUUCUUCUGAUACUACCACACCGCAUCGGUGCGCAACGAAUAUGUUUAGGAAUAAAACGAAGCGAUUGCUGGAAACCCAUAAAAAUGUGUAGAAAUCGUGUUUCACUAAUGAGAUCCAAUCCUUAAUCUUAUAGAACACAGAACUAAGGUUUAUACAUAUAUUUAAAAAUCUCGUAUACCUUCAUAAAAAUAUGUACCAAUAUAAAUACAUACAUACAUAUGGUAUUAAAUAAUAGUAUACAAAAAAAGAGGGAGCUGAAUUUCGCAGAUUUACAACGGUUGUUGAAUAAAGUUUGAUAAGGCAAAAAAGAAACACUUCGCAGAAGGGCAAAUAGGCUAAGAACAUUUUUCACGA
Rhagoletis zephyria (snowberry fruit fly) is the source of this 4239-nucleotide messenger RNA. RefSeq names its product PUB and ZnF_RBZ domain-containing protein tamozhennic (gene tamo). NCBI's taxonomy places the organism in Eukaryota, Metazoa, Arthropoda, Insecta, Diptera, Tephritidae. The record is from RefSeq and is a predicted model, not a curated record. Gene Ontology annotation, cellular component: cytoplasm.